GUGAGGAACUCAUAAACCCUUUUCACCCUAUCAUACAAGUUGUCAAGAUGGGUCGCCGUCCAGCCCGUUGUUACAGAUACUGCAAGAACAAGCCGUACCCUAAGAGUCGGUUUUGUCGUGGUGUCCCCGACCCCAAGAUUCGUAUUUACGAUCUAGGAAACAAGACUGCUUCCGUCGAUGCUUUCCCAUCAUGCGUACAUAUGUUCUCCUUGGAGAAGGAACAGUUGAGUUCCGAAGCUUUAGAGGCUGCCCGUAUCUCAUGUAACAAGUACAUCUCCAAGAUGUGCUCCAAGGAUGGUUUCCAUCUGCGUGUGCGUGUCCAUCCCUACCACGUACUUCGUAUCAACAAAAUGUUGUCAUGUGCCGGUGCUGAUCGUCUUCAGACCGGUAUGCGUGGUGCCUUCGGUAAGCCCCAGGGAACCGUUGCUCGCGUAAACAUUGGACAGCCUCUGUUGUCUGUACGUACUAAGGAUGCCAACGUCCCGCACGUUGUUGAGGCUCUUCGUCGUGCCAAGUUCAAGUUCCCCGGACGCCAGGCUAUUGGUGUCUCCAAGAACUGGGGAUUCACAUCUCUAACCCGUGCUGAGUACGUAGAGCGUCGCGCCAAUGGAACCGUUGUUCCCGAUGGUUGCUACGUCAAGUUCCGUAACAACCACGGAACUCUAGACCAGUGGAAGCGUGAACAAGCUUAAACGAUUCAAUAUCGAGUCAGUAUAAGUUUGCUAUGAAUGUAUAAGCUAGACAGUUAGUUUAUUAAUGGCACUUGAAUAGCAGUGUCGGUACAUAAAUGAUUGUAUGGUGAAUAAGCCUGAAAUUAGUAUCCGUUAUUGAUCUCGAGUUGAUUUUCUGUCAUC
Molecule: messenger RNA, 854 nt
Organism: Sphaeroforma arctica JP610
Lineage: Eukaryota; Ichthyosporea; Ichthyophonida
Product: 60S ribosomal protein L10
Exons: 4
Coding region: 48-692 (214 amino acids)
Biological process (GO): translation; ribosomal large subunit assembly
Cellular component (GO): ribosome; cytosolic large ribosomal subunit
Molecular function (GO): structural constituent of ribosome
Source: RefSeq, a predicted model, not a curated record